Molecule: messenger RNA, 1206 nt
Organism: Hirsutella rhossiliensis
Lineage: Eukaryota; Fungi; Ascomycota; Sordariomycetes; Hypocreales; Ophiocordycipitaceae
Product: RNA recognition motif domain-containing protein
Exons: 5
Coding region: 1-1206 (401 amino acids)
Molecular function (GO): RNA binding
Source: RefSeq, a predicted model, not a curated record
AUGAACGGACGCCCUUUAUUAGAGGCCCCUCAGGUAGGUGGCAAUGCCCUCGGCCAUAAACAUAGUCGCCAUGUCGAUUUUACAGGCUCGGGCAUCGACUCAAGCACUCUGGUCAAACAACUCGUAGAAUACCUUGAUGGCCUAGCGGUCCUUGAACAAGACGAUGCCUCGGACGAGUUGAAUCAAGCGUUCGUGUUCCCUGCGGCUCCGUCCCCUCGAGCAACAGACAUCAGUUACCCCGAAAUCGGCCUCAACCACAAACUUGGGCUGCUUCUUACUAAGCUCUCGUCUACUUGUGCCGGUAUGACUUCAACGCCUCCUACGAAACUCCAGAGUCACCAGGCUUGCCUCGAGCAAGUCGACUGCGGAGGAAAAAGUAGCCGUGGUGGCUUCUACCCUACCCCAGAGUCGAGUCCAUCCAUUGCUGCCCACGGCAGCAAGCCUGUGUCCCCGACUAUCCUGAGUGAUAGUAGUAUUGCCUCAACCCAAUUCACAAAGUCAACUACUCCACAGGUCAGCCUCGGCAAGCGUCACGAAGACUUGGACGAAACGACUGCCUCUACUACUCCUCAUGGGCGUUUGGAUGAUAUAAUUCAAAUGGAGCCAACCAUCCCAAAAGCUAUAUCGUCUGACUAUGCCCCUUCGGAACAGAGACAAGGCCUGGAGCAAAUCUUGGGCGACCGACUUCCCCACAACCGCAAUGUUUACAUCCAGGGCUUGCAUCCUACGACGGACGAUAAGCUUCUUGAGAAGUUCGCCCUGCGUUUCGGGUCCAUUGAGUCCAUUAAAGUAUAUACUGAUAGAAUCACUGGAGCUUGCUUAGGCUGCGGCUUUGCCAAGUUUUAUGAGGUCCGAAGUGCCGAAGAAUGUAUCCGGGCAUUUUAUCGUAUGGGCUAUAAGGUCGGAUUUGCAUGCGAGCUUGCCGGCUUCUUCCCGGGAUAUACUUGUGUUUCCUGCAAUAUCCUCCGCGAUAGUCGAGGGGAUUGCCGUGGCGACGGGUUCGUUUCCUUCGACAGUCGUGAAGUCUCCGACGAAGUUAUUCGUGAAUUCCAUGGUACUCUCGUGGGGCCCGGUCAGCGUCGGAUCAGCGUUCGCUACGCCGAAACUCCUGCCCAAAGAGAACUCAGGCGUAUAACGGCCCAACGCCGCCAGACUCGAGUCACAGAGUACAAGCAGGAGCGCGCACCAUCUUAUUUCGUAGACUAA